Messenger RNA from Lycium ferocissimum, 1379 nucleotides. RefSeq names its product ninja-family protein AFP3. The transcript has 2 exons. The record is from RefSeq and is a predicted model, not a curated record. Gene Ontology annotation, cellular component: nucleus. The coding region runs from base 346 to 1263 and encodes 305 amino acids. Gene Ontology annotation, biological process: negative regulation of DNA-templated transcription; signal transduction. Lineage: Eukaryota; Viridiplantae; Streptophyta; Magnoliopsida; Solanales; Solanaceae.
UCUUUUAUAAAACCUCUCAUGGCUGACUCUAUAUUUUUUCCGGCCAGUUUUAAAAUUCCGACAAAAACACUUUUCAAGCUUUAUUGGAGUUUUUCCAUUCCCAUUUUAUAAAAAAAAAAAAAUUUAGUUCAAGAUUUUGAUUUGGGUAUUCCUAAAUUCAAUAGCUUUCUUGUUUUUUAGACUUCAUAAAUGGAGAAAACUGAAGAAAACAGAGAAAAAGGGUGUUUUUAUAUUCCCAAUUUAUAAAAAGAAUCAUUUUUCAAUUUUAGUUCAAAAUUCUCAUUUGGGUAUUCCUAAAUUCAAUAGCUUUCUUGUUUUGAAGAUUUUCUUGAUCUUUUUUCCUACAUGGAGGAAGCUGAAGAAAACAGGGAAAAGGGGUGUUUUUCAAGAGAUAUGUUGGAUAAAUUCAUUAAUGGAAAAAGGAAUCAUGAAAAUGUGGAAGGUGAAGGUGAUAUAGAGUUAAGUUUAGGACUUUCAUUGAACGGUAGAUUUGGGGUUGACCCAAAAAGAGCAAAGAAACUGAACCGUUCUUCAUCAAUAACGAAUUUUGUGCUUUCUGGUGAUGAUAGUAAUGGAAAUGGAUUUCAGUUUCCAUUAAUUAGGACGUGUUCUUUGCCUGUGGAAACAGAGGAAGAGUGGAGGAAAAGGAAAGAAUUGCAAUCUUUAAGGCGUUUGGAAGCAAAAAAGAAGAGAUUGGAGAAAAUGAAGAAUGUUAGAGUUGUUACUAUUAAGGAAAAUGAAGAAAAUGGAAAUUGUUGUUAUAGUAAUAAUGGUGAAGUUUGUGGGAAUUCUUUGCCUUCUUCAGGAGGAUCACAAGGUAGUGGUUCUUCAGGGAUGACUGAUUUGGAAAGCCAACAACAACCUGUUCAAGGGUCAAGUGAUAGCACUGAGGCAAGACCUCCCGUCAGCGGCCAAUCUCCGUUGCACGAGCACGAGCAGGAGCAGAAACCUGUUGUAGCAAUAGCACCCGAAAUGACAAAUAAAAAACCACCAGUCUCGUCAGGGACAGUCGGUAAAAAAGCUAAAGAAACGCUCAGAAACUUCAUGCUCAACAUGCCUUGUGUUUCUACAAGAGGCGAGGGACCAAACGGAAAGAAGAUUGAGGGAUUCUUAUACGGAUAUAGGAAGGGAGAAGAAGUGAAGAUACUCUGUGUUUGUCAUGGUACUUUUCUAUCUCCAGCUGAGUUUGUCAAACAUGCUGGUGGAGGUGAUGUAGAACACCCUUUAAGGCAUAUUGUUAUUAAUCCUUCACCUUUGUUGUGACGAUAGCUUUUUGCCCAAAAAAAUGGAUUUAGCUUUAAUAUCAUUGUUAUUUAAUCUUCCUUUUGUCGUGCGGACUAAGUUCCUCUAAUCAAAGUUAUUAUGGUUGUUUUUCAUUC